Molecule: messenger RNA, 7803 nt
Organism: Sclerotinia borealis F-4128
Lineage: Eukaryota; Fungi; Ascomycota; Leotiomycetes; Helotiales; Sclerotiniaceae
Source: the annotation of a GenBank genome assembly
AUGGAGCCCAUUGCAAUCACGGGGUUUGCAUUCAAGCUACCCCAAGGCGCCGAAGACGAGCGUAGCUUCUGGGAUAUCUUGGAGGAAGGAAAAAAUGUAAUGACACCAUGGCCCGAGUCUAGGGGCAACAUCGAUGCGUUCUACAAUGCAGACCCAACUGUAAAGAACAUGAUACAUUCCAAGGGAGCACAUUUCCUCAAUGGAGAUCCAGCUUCCUUUGAUGCACCGUUUUUCUCCAUCACUUCUAAGGAAGCGGCUUCUAUGGAUCCCCAACAACGUUUACUGUUGGAAACGACAUACCGAGCUUUAGAAAAUGCUGGGACUCCACUCGAUCAUGUGGCAGGCACCAAAACAGGAGUUUACAGUGGUUGUAUGACCCAAGACUACAUGAGAAUCUCCUCUAAAGAUCCGGAUGAAGCACCAACAACCAUUUCGUCUGGAACUUCAUCUGCGAUUUUGGCCAAUAGACUCAGCUGGUACUUUGACAUGAAGGGGCCAAGCAUUCAAGUGGACACUGCUUGUUCCUCGAGCAUGAUUGCUACGCAUCUAGCUGUCCAAGGUCUGCAAAGCGGACAGACUUCCAUGGCGCUGGUGACAGGAUCGAACAUGAUUCUUAGCCCAGAGAUGUCCAUAUACUUGUCCAACAUGAACAUGCUAUCCCCAGAUGGCGUAAGUUACAGCUUUGACCACCGUGCGAACGGUUAUGCUAGGGGAGAAGGGAUCGUUGUCCUCGUACUGAAGAGACUUCGCGAUGCGAUCAGAGACCAGGAUAGUAUUCGAGCCAUUAUUCGGGCUACGGGAACAAAUCAGGAUGGUCAUACCCCUGGACUUACACAGCCAAGUUCUACCUCCCAACAGGACCUUAUUCGAGAUGUAUACAAGAGUUGCAAUCUUGAUCUGGGUUUAACACGCUAUGUCGAAGCUCACGGCACCGGUACUCAACUUGGAGAUUCGACUGAAGCAAACGCUCUCGGUCGAGUUUUUCGAGGCAGUCGCUCUCCAAAUGAGCCGCUUUAUAUUAUUGUUGUGACAUUUGGUGUCGAGGACAUUUUUGACAAUAUAUCCAGUGGCUCCCUAAAAGCAAACUUCGGUCACCUCGAAGGUGCCAGUGGCGUCGCCAGUAUCCUCAAAUGCAUCAUGAUCCUCGAAAAAGGCAUAAUUCCACCCAACGCUCUAUUUGAGAAAUGGAAUCCAAACAUCAAUGCCAAAUCCAACAACAUACAGGUCCCAACUUCGUGCAUCUCAUGGCCAAGUGAAGGACUACGGCGUGUAUCAGUCAAUUCGUUUGGCUUUGGUGGAUCUAAUGGCCAUCUUAUCAUGGACGACACGCUCAAUACAAUGCAUACUCUCUCUAUCAACGGGAAUCGACACACUCUCACUUCUUCGUUACAUGCACCAAUGGCACAGAAUACCAAGAAAAAUUCCCUUGAAAAUCUAGGUUCUGCAUUGCGCGAUGUUCCUCAAGAGCUUACUAAUGGCACAAGCAAACUUACCAACGGUUCAGGUCCGCUCACGAAUGGAACGAAUUCCCAUGGCCUAUCUGCCACGCAAUUUAAGUACCAAUUACUCGUUUGGUCAGCAAGAGACGAACCUGCUCUAAUGCGCAUGCUCGGAGACUACACCGAGUAUUUCGAGUCGCAAGACCAUCGAUCGAGAUCUCAAUUGGGAAAAAUAGCUUACACACUUGCCGCACGACGAAGUACCAUGACAUGGCGAUCUUUUGCCGUCGUGAGCACCGAGUCAUCGUCCGAGAAUCCCACUUGGAGAUUUAAUCCAUGGAACGGAGUACGUCCAUCUCGUGAACGAGGUCUGGCUUUCGUCUUCACUGGUCAAGGUGCGCAAUAUGCCAAAAUGGGACUAGAAUUGUUGCAGUACCCUGUCUUUAAGCGAAUUUUGGUCGAAAUAGGGGUUAUUUACCAUAAUCUAGGGGCAGAAUGGUCGAUUCUCGAUGAGCUACGACACGAAGAAAGAAUCAAUACCCCUCAAUUGAGUCAACCUUUGUGCACCGCUCUCCAAAUCGCCCUUGUCGAAUUAUUGGCGAGUUUUGGCAUUGUUCCCGAUGUAGUUGUCGGUCAUUCUUCAGGAGAGAUUGCUGCAGCAUAUGCAGUUGGUGCACUCUCCCUGAACUCUGCCUGUAGAGUGGCAUAUCACAGGGGCAGGUUGGUUGGACAACUACUUGCAUUGACACAGAGUACAAGUGCCAUGAUGUCAGUAAACCUGCCGGAAGGAGAAGUCAAUGCGUAUCUGGCAAAGGUACUUCCAAGAUCCGGAGGAGUAGCCGCAGACUCUGGUAUCCAUAUAUCCUGCAUCAACAGCCCAUCCAAUGUAACUCUUUCCGGCGACGAAGCUGCAAUCGAUAAGGUAAAAGAGCAUUUGGACCGUGAUGGAAUAUUUGCACAGAAAUUGAAGACUGGAGUGGCCUAUCACUCACCUGCAAUGGAGUCAAUCACCGAAGAUUAUUUGAAUUGCUUGAGAGUUCUUGAGCAACGCCAAGCGAGCAAUGUAAACGCCUUCAUGAUCUCAUCUGUGACAGGUUGUAGGGUAUCCGCAACGUCAUUAUCAGAGGGACAAUAUUGGGCUGACAACCUGGUCUCGCCUGUUCGAUUCGCCGACGCGAUACAGUAUAUUGUCUUGGCGGCACCUAAAAUGGACAAUCUCAAAGGAAUCUCUGACUAUAUUGAGAUUGGUCCUCAUGGAGCCCUGCGACGACCUAUAAACGAUACAUUGACUCAAGCGACUGGCGGCAAAGCCUUCAAAUAUUCUUCCAUACUCUCCAAGUUCGAUUCGCCUGUAAAGUCUACUCUAGAUUUGGUUGGCAAUCUUUUUGCCCAUGGGUUUCAAGUAUCAGUGACGACGGCUAUACAGACUCAAGAACAAGAUUCGAUGCAUCUGCCAGUAGAUUUACCUCAAUAUCCAUUCGAUCGCUUGCAGCUGUACUGGCACGAGAGUAGACUUAGCCGAGACUGGCGCCUACGUGGAACCGCUACCAAUCAAGUCCUCGGUGUACGCGCAUCAGACUGGAAUCCGUUGCAACCGCGCUGGCGGAAAAUAUUGAGUGUUGAACAAAUGCCGUGGCUUGCGGGGCAUGUCAUUGGAGAGACCAUUCUUUUCCCAGCGACAGGAACCAUCAUGAUGGCCCUGGAGGCCGUUAAGCAGAUGGCUAACGGUCAGAAACGCAUCUUGGGAUACCAUGUCAAGAAAGCUGUGUUCACCACUCCCAUCGUUAUUCAACCGGAAGGAAAGACUGAGAUCAUGACUUCUUUGCGCCCACUCUACAACGAUUACGAGAAAACAUCCUCUCGUUUUGAAAUACAGAUAUUCGCUUACUUAGAUACCUACUGGAAUGAAUGCUUCAAAGCUACCAUACAUAUUGGAUAUGAAGAAGCUCAGACAGAGGUGGACGGCGGAAACGAGACCCAGAUGGCUACCCAAACCUACGUCCAAGAGCAUGCACAGGCAAAAGCCAUGUCCACAAAAUUCAUAAGCAAAGAGAACUUCUAUACCUGGCUACACAAACAGGGUCUCAAGUACGGUGAGGAUUUCUCGCGUGUCAAAGGCCUCAGUUGGGACGGAGAUCAGCAGGCUGUCGCGCACGUCGACGUCGGACCGACUGCUGGUGUAGAACCUUAUGAAGGUAUUGUCCAUCCAGCCAUUUUUGAUGCUGCUUGUCAGAUCGGCUAUCUGGCUCCAUCAAAGGGCGUCUCUGAAAGACUGCCGACUAUCGUUCCUCACGAAAUGCAUUCAGCAUGGAUUUCUGCCACGGGUUGGCAGUAUCCACACACUGAGAGAGUCUCCGUGGUAACCAAGGGAAAGCUCAAAACUGUGGGGACAGGUUUCGAAACAUCUCUCACAGUUCUGGCAGAUGACGGAUCGACUCUUUGUCAUGUUGAGAAAUUCGAAUUGCUGCCAAUUUUGAGUAACGAAUCAACGGAGGACACUAAGAGAAAGCUACUCCAUCAAAUCGAGUGGAAGCCUCAGUUGUCUUUCCUCAGCGUGGAUGAAUUGAAGAUCUAUUGCAAUAACGACGAUGGUCCAAAAGAUGAGAAGGAUGCAGCCAACUACCUUUGUGAGCUCGAAAGGGCUCUGCGAUAUGCGGUAAAACAUAGUGUUUCACGGAUAUUGUAUACAGACUGGUCAAGAAUGUCAUCGCACAUGAAAAAUUACGUUGCUUGGAUGGAACGACAAGUUCAGGCAACGCAGGGCAUCCUAGCUAGUGAUGAAAUGGAAGAAGUGGCCGUGCAAGGUGCGCUAGAAGACUUGAAAAUGCGAAAGCCAUCCUGGAGACUCUUCAUCGAAAUUGCUCAGAAUCUCGACGAGAUCGUGCGUGGAGAAGUCCAUACUCUUGAUCUUUACUGUUCAGCUGCACAGGACUUGUAUGAUGACCUCCUCAACUACAUUGAUAGUCCCCAAUUGAUUUCCUACUUGGAGCUUUUAGUCCACCAGAAUCCUAGUCAGAGAAUCCUCGAGAUUGGCACUGACAUGGGGGGAAUGACCGAUGUUAUACUCUCAGCCCUUCAACGGAUAGAAGCCCGCACUGGCGGAGCAGCCUACUCUGAAUAUAUGUAUACCGGCGAAUCUACAGAUGUUUUGGACAAGGUCAAAGAGCGCUUCAUCCGCGAUCACGAUCGUAUGUCAUUCGAGGUUUUCGACCCUCAGAGAGAUACAACCAGCCAGGCAUUUCAGCCCGAGUCAUAUGAUACGAUCAUCGCCAGUAAUGUCCUACACACAACUAAAAAUGUGUCAACAACACUCCAAAAUCUUCGAGGAGCAUUGAAGCCAGGCGGGCAUCUGAUCUUCUACGAAAUCACAGCUUCAGACUCCUUCCUCCCAAACUUUGGGUUCGGUAUUUUGCCGAACUGGUGGUGUGGAGAAGAAAAGCAGCGAGGUAAUUGCCCAACUAUGACGGAAUCUGAAUGGGAUCAUGUGCUAAAGGAGAACGGAUUCUCGGGCAAUGAUCUCAUUAUCCGAGAUUAUCAAGAUGAUGCUGCGCAUUGUAUAAGCCUCAUCAUUUCUACAGCUGAAGAUCGAGACCAUCUUUCGCCUGAAGGUUGCAGAGUUUUAUUAGUCGUUGAUGACGAGAAUGAAUACCAAAAGAUGGCAGCUACGUCGAUAAUGAACGAAAUCCUCGCCUCCCAGAAAUUUGAGACGGAAGUCUUCUCGAUCACGGAGCUAACGGCUGCGAAUGUCAAACGCACCGACUAUGUGAUAUUUCUAGCCGACUUAGGCAAAUCGCUUCUGCUUGACUUAUCCGAAUCCACAUUUAAUUUGAUUAAGGGGUGGCUACAACAAGCGACGAAUCUACUUUGGAUAACUUUAGGCGAUGUCAUGUCCGAGAGCUCGAAAACCACUCCAUAUCCCUAUUCUGGUAUCAAGGACGGAUUGCUGCGCACGAUUCGUGCGGAAUUCAAUGAUAAACGCAUUAUCUCCCUUUCUAUCGAAGAUGAGUCGCAAGAUAUAUCCAAAUACGUCAAGCAAGUAUUCAAGGUCUUUGAUUCAGCAUUUCAAACAGGGUCGUCUGACCUUGAGUACUGCAUUCGGGAUGGGAAGAUCCUCACUGCCAGGCUAAUAGAGGAUAUCGAAGGCAACAAAGAAUUGACCUCGUCCAUCCACCAAGAGACUACUAUCCGUACCGAGCCAUGGCUUCCAGGUCCGCCAAUAAAACUUGAUAUGGCGGUCCGCGGCCAAAUCGAAACACUUCAUUAUAGGGAAGAUAGCGACUACUGCGAUAUUUUGGGUGCUGACGAGGUGGAGAUUGAGGUAAAAGCCUGGGCCUUAAACUUCCGCGAUUUGUUCGGCGCUUUAGGGCGACUAGACGAGAGUUUUGAUUUCGGAUCAGAUUGUGCUGGUGUUGUGAAGAGGAUAGGACCCCAAUGUACGUCGGUACAACCAGGAGAUCGCGUUUGCAUGUGUGCUUCGGGAUGCAUGCGAACAUACCCUCGAGCAAGUGAAUGGGCCGUUGUCAAGAUCCCAGACUCAAUAUCGUUUGAAGAAGCAUGCGCAGUGAUUAACCCAGCCUUUACCUCGUGGCAAUGUCUGAUCGAAGUCGCGCGGCUGCAGAAGGGUGAAAAGGUAUUAAUACAUUCGGCGGCCGGAGCAACCGGUCAGCUUGCUAUUCAAAUUGCGCAAAUGGUCGGUGCAGAGGUUUUUGCGACUGUUGGGUACGAACAGAAAAAGCAACUACUCAUCGAUCAGUACCAGAUACCGGCAGAGAACAUUUUCUAUAGCAGAAACACCACAUUUGCCAGCGGUAUCAUGAGAGUGACAAAUGGCUACGGUGUCGAUGUCGUUCUAAACUCGCUAGUGGGUGAGGGAUUGCGUGCAUCAUGGGAGUGUAUAGCUCCCCAUGGACGUUUUAUUGAAAUUGGUAAGGCGGAUAUCAACGCGAACUCCUCACUGCCGAUGUCAAGCUUCGCCAAGAAUGUUAGCUUUGCCGCGGUCGACCUUCGAUAUAUCUUCAUCCAUAAGCAGGCAAUGGCAAAAGCGCUGUUGCACAAGAUAAUAGAGCUGGUUGAAAAUCAUCUCAUCUAUCAUCCAAAGCCAUUGCAUAUCUACGAAGUUUGUGAUGUGGAGGAUGCUUUCCGUUACUUCCAGAGCGGUAAGAACACGGGCCGGAUUGUCAUACGAGUGGAUCCCUCUGUUAAAAUUCAGAAACACCUUACGCAACGCAGAUCAUGGAUUUUCGAAGAGAGCGCCUCAUAUCUUGUUGCUGGAGGACUAGGUGGUAUCGGUCGUUCAAUACUCAAGUGGAUGGCGAGUAAAGGGGCAAAAUAUCUAAUCGUCCCAUCAAGAUCAGGAGUGGCAUCCGAAGCAGCUGUUCAAAUUGUGAAUGAGCUCUCCCAACAAGGAGUAAUUGUUGUGACACCACAGUGUGAUGUGUCCUCGCUGGAAUCACUUUCGGAAUUACUUGAAACAUGUGGCAGGACGAUGCCCCCGGUCCGAGGAUGCAUUAAUGCGACGAUGGUCCUUCAAGAUACCAUUUUCGAUAAUAUGACACACGAGCAAUGGGAGAGUACUAUCCAGUCCAAGGUACCCUCUUCCUGGAACCUCCACAAACUCCUCCCCGAUCUAGACUUUUUUAUCCUUCUCUCUUCUGUUUCAGGUGUCAUUGGAAACGCAGGCCAGGCAAACUAUGCAGCAGGUUGUACGUUUCAAGACUCUCUGGCCCGAUAUCGAACCUGUCACGGCCAGAGAGCAGUAUCGAUCGAUCUUGGACCCAUGAGCUCAGUGGGUGUUGUUGCCGAAUCAGAUUCCCUUCAGCGGCAUUUUGAUCGCGCGCACGGUCUCAUUCCAGUCCAAGAAGUUGAGUUUCUCUCGAUAUUGGAUAUGUAUUGCGGUUUAUCUCGCGUGGGGAUUACCGCUGAUGACAGCCGGAUAAUAAUCGGCCUUGCAACACCUGCCGACAUCCUUGGUGAAGGUCUCGAAGCUGUGGAAUUCAUGCAGCGACCGCUGUUUGCCUAUUUUAGAGAAGUCCGGGGUAUUUCGCAUUCCUGCAACUCACCAGAUAGUUUUAAUGCGGUAGAAUUAUUUCGGCAACUGCAAUCAGCGGAAGAACGAACAGCCGUGGUCGUGAUGGCGCUUUCAAAGAAGCUAGCUCGGGCACUGUCGAUAAAUCCUGAGGAUAUAGAUACAGAUCAACCACUUCACGCGUUCGGAGUAGACUCUCUUGUUGCAGUAGAGUUGCGAAACUGGAUUGCGAAGGAUUUCGCGGCGGAUAUACCAGUGUUUGAUAUAACGGGAGGAAGAACAAUUGCGGCAAUCGGAGAAUUGGUGACAAAGACAAGUCAAAUCAGAUUGGGAAUCUAG